Messenger RNA from Talaromyces proteolyticus, 1698 nucleotides. RefSeq names its product beta-galactosidase. The coding region runs from base 1 to 1698 and encodes 565 amino acids. The transcript is spliced from 2 exons. Gene Ontology annotation, molecular function: beta-galactosidase activity. Gene Ontology annotation, biological process: carbohydrate metabolic process. The record is from RefSeq and is a predicted model, not a curated record. NCBI's taxonomy places the organism in Eukaryota, Fungi, Ascomycota, Eurotiomycetes, Eurotiales, Trichocomaceae. Gene Ontology annotation, cellular component: beta-galactosidase complex; vacuole; cell wall.
AUGUCUCCUUCCAUAUACCCCCACUUUCGCAAGACGGAAACAAGCAAAGAGCUCGUCGUGAAUGGCAAACCCUUUCUAAUCCUAGGAGGUGAACUUCAAAACUCAUCUCUUACCUCGUCCGAGUAUAUGAACACAGUCUGGCAGAAAUUGGUGGACACUCACUACAAUACUAUCCUUGGAUGUGUUACCUGGGAAGAUAUCGAGCCAGUGGAAGGUCAAUUUGAUUUUAAAGAGCUUGACAAGGUUAUCCUCGGUGCGCGAAAUUAUGGAUUGCAUCUAAUACUCUUGUGGUUUGGGUCGUUCAAAAAUGGAAUCUCGACCUACACUCCAGCAUGGAUAAAGACUGAUAUCAAACGCUUUCCGCGAGCUAAGCUACGUAAAGCAGGCGGUGUUCUUGAGACAGGUGAUGUUGUUUCGAUAUUCUACGAUGAGGCACUCAAGGCUGAUGCCAAAGCCUUUGCUGCGCUGAUGAGGCAUCUCAAAGAAUUCGACGGUGAGCAUUCGACCGUUAUUAUGGUUCAAGUUGAGAAUGAGACUGGUCUGUUGGGAGACUCUCGAGAUGGUUCGACUGCGGCAGAGAAGCGAUUCGCAGAACCAGUGCCACAAAACUUGCUUACCUUCCUUUCCAAAGACUGGAACAAUCUUCAUGAGGACCUUCAGAAGAACCUGAAGGUUUUCCAAACCCAACAGAACGCAACGGGUGCCUGGGAACAGGUUUUUGGAAAGGGCCCUCACACCGACGAACUCUUCAUGGCAUACCACUACUCCCUGUACCUCAACCGCGUUGCAGAGGCUGGCAAGAAAGAAUACCCAAUUCCACUUUACACCAACGUAUGGCAGAACUAUGUUGGAGAUGACGGCGACAACGCAUUUCCAGUAAUCGCGGGAGGUGGAGGCAAACCGGGAGACUACCCAUCAGGUGGAGGCACGAGCAAUGUUCUUGACAUCUGGCAGCAAUUCGCACCUUCGCUAGACUUAAUUGCACCUGAUGUUUAUUUGAACGAAUACAGAAGCUCGUGCCUCAAGUACCGCCAUCGUAACCAGCCACUUUUCAUCCCUGAACAACGUCGCGACGAGUACGGGGCACGACGAAUUUGGGCGGCAUAUGGCUCGUAUCAAGCAAUCGGGGUGUCACCCUUUGGCAUUGAUACCCUGGAGCCAGAAACUAGCGCUUUCACGAAACAUUAUGCCCUGCUCGACUCCGUGUCUCAAAUCAUACUCGAGGCGCAACGAACAUCACACGUUUCAUCAGUCGGAUUCUUCUUCGACGACCUACCCGAGAACGGGCCAGACAACUUCAAACCCUUCGUCAUAAACCAUUGGUCUCACUAUGAAAUAACCAUCGAGCCAUGCUUUGUUUUUGGUCGACGCAGCCCUGGCUGCGGCAUCGUGAUUCACCGUGGUGGCGGCAAAUUCCUCCUGAUCGGGUGGGGAUUUCAGGUCCGCGCACGCAGCCUGUCGCCUAAGAGCACCUUCACGGGCAUUCUCCGCUUCGAAGAGAAAUUCGUGGUUAACAAGGAGACUGGCGAGCUAGGGACGGCAAGAAUCUUGAACGGCGAUGAGACGAGGAGCGGUAAAUUUGCAAUGAUGCCAAGUGAGGAUCCGGAUUAUGGCGGGUUUCCGAUUUGUGUCACUAUUCCGGCGAGGACGAUGAUAGCAGAGGUGGAGUUUUAUGAAAUUGCUGAUGAUGAAUAUUAG